Messenger RNA from Daucus carota subsp. sativus, 5754 nucleotides. RefSeq names its product ABC transporter B family member 19-like. NCBI's taxonomy places the organism in Eukaryota, Viridiplantae, Streptophyta, Magnoliopsida, Apiales, Apiaceae. The coding region runs from base 930 to 5654 and encodes 1574 amino acids. Gene Ontology annotation, molecular function: ATP binding; ATP hydrolysis activity; ABC-type transporter activity. The record is from RefSeq and is a predicted model, not a curated record. Gene Ontology annotation, cellular component: plasma membrane. Gene Ontology annotation, biological process: transmembrane transport. The transcript has 9 exons.
CCAGAACAGAUAAAGUCUAAUUCUAUUGUGUUCCCUAUUCUACCAGGUCGAAGAUUUAUUAACGUUUAUCGCUUUGUUACUAAAAAAACAUUCAUGGAAGUGUUUGUUAAUGCCGGAAUCAUUUCAACCUAUAUUUUCGCUGCACUGAUUUCUUUGGUGAUCUGGAUUAGACUUUUACCUACUUCUUGAUGGCUUAUUUGGUCUCUGACACUUGGAGAUGUUUAAAGAGAUAAGUCAAGGAACCAGCAGAUGAGAAAUGGCAAAUCCCUGCUUAAUUAGUAGUACUACUUUGAACUUGAAUAUGUUAAUAGGGGGCAGCUUCUUUGUCAAAGGUCAAUCGAUAUAAGGUAGAGAACAAUACAAUAAUGAGAAGAAAACCCUGAAUGAAAACCUCUACUUGUUUAUUUGUUUAGCUUGACCAUAAAAACUAGACGAAUGUAGCAUGCAGAGCGAGUCUAGCCUCAAUCAACUUCGUAGAAAAAUCCCUUAAAUAACCCAAAGCAUCAUAAAAAUACCCGUUACCUACGUUACUCUUUAUAUUUGCCGGCUGAAUAUGAUUUGAUAAUCUUCCUCUGCCGUCCCUUCGGACAAUGCAUUUGGCUUCGUCGUAUAAUCUAACAGCAAACUGCAGAGAAUCACACGACGCUGACCGAAUAACAGAUUGAACGCUGCUUAGUGGUAGUAAGAUGAUAUGAAGUACAAGUUAGAUUGUGAUCCUCAGCAGAUUAGAAUAUAUAUUAACUGUCACCAGUUUUGAGCUCAUGUAUAUGCUUCAAAGAUAUCUCAACUUUGUGUCGAUGCAUCGAAUAGGAUCAUAAAUAGGCGGAUGAAACGAGGUUCUGUUGUUCCUUAGCGACUGUUGUUCUUGUCUUUUGUUGUUCAUCUCUUAUAUUACUUCCUUGUUUAGUUUUGUCUCUGAUUUUCAAGGUAUGGCUGAAUCUUCUUAUGAGAUGGACUAUUCAUCACACCGUCGACCACGCCACACCACGCCUGUUAGAUCUCACAUUCCGGCUUCAGGAAUGAGUUCUUUCUCCAGCUCGUACAAUUUUUCACACCUUUCUAAUGCACGAAGAUCCCGCCCUGUGGUGCCCCCAACUCCCUUUGCCUCUGACACUGACACGUCCUGGCAAGGGGAGCUUUCGUGGCAGUUUGAGUCCACAGGAUGGCGUGAUGGACGUAAUCUUGGUGCAGCACUCAGCCCGUGGACGGCCACUCCCAUGAGUCAGACCAGUCGGAUUUUCAAGCAGUCAGCCAAUGACUAUUACCUUUCCAGGACUACUAAUGCUUUCCAGAACUUGAGUCAUUCGAACUACGAGCAUUCUGGCUAUGGCACAGUGCCUUCUGGAAGGUUUGAGCUCCAGAGCUAUAUUGCCAGAGAUCCUGGAAUUAGCUCAUCGUUUGUUGGAGGUAUGGCUUCGACUUCUGGUCCUAGCAAUGAACGCAAAAAGUCCCGUGGAGCUUCAGGCGUGCCGAUUGUAGAAGGAAGGCCUCGAAAGCCUGUCUCUCAGGCUGAGAAGGAUAGCCUCAGUCUGAUCAGUUUUGAUGCUAUUCAAGAUGUGGAGCGGCAGAUAGUUCUUGAUCCUAAUAGCAACCUCGAUGAGCAUCAACGAUGGCUUUCUGUUUCACACGCUUACACACCUGAUCAUGAGGCUGUUCAUGGUCACCGUGAUCAUCAUCAAGAGUCAUUGCACAACCAUGGUGGCCAGAGACAUGGUAGCCACGGAAUAUCACAUGGUCAUGGUAGACAUAAUCAUAUGAGCAGUGGACCUUAUGAUAUCUCGAAAGAACAGGAUUAUGGAAACCAUGGUCACAAUGUUCAUGAUAGCAAGCAGUACUCAACCAGUCAUCAUUAUGGGCGUGGUGGUGACCAUGGCUACGAUGAUAAUGACAGGAAAUCUGCGUAUGAAGUUGAAGACGACGAUGAGGAUGAGGAUGAUGUUGGUCCGCCACGUUCAGUUGGGCUGUUUAGUUUAUUCAGAUUCUCAACAAACUUUGAUAUCUUACUUGUGAUAUUUGGGUGUGUGGGAGCCUUCAUUAAUGGAGGAUCUCUUCCUUGGUACUCUCUGCUUUUCGGGGAAUUUGUAAAUAAAAUUGCCAAGGACAGCAAAAACAACAAUCUUCACUUGAUGGACGACGUACAAAGAAUAUGUCUGCUUAUGAUGGGAUUAGCAGCGAUUGUGGUUGUUGGAGCAUACAUGGAAAUCACUUGUUGGAGAUUGGCUGGGGAGCGGUCUGCUCAUCGCAUUAGAACUGAGUAUCUGAGAGCCGUUUUAAGGCAAGAUAUCGCCUUCUUUGACACCGGAAUAAAUACAGGAGAUAUCAUGCACGGGAUCUCAAGCGAUGUUGCACAGAUACAAGAAGUGAUGGGGGAGAAGAUGGCACAUUUCAUUCAUCACGUAUUCACAUUUUUUUGUGGAUACGCUGUUGGUUUUAUCAAAUCAUGGAAGGUUUCGCUGGCUGUUCUUGCAGUCACCCCCUUGACUAUGUUCUGCGGAAUUGCCUAUAAAGCUGUUUAUGUUGGUCUGACAUCAAAAGAAGUGGCUACUUAUCGCGGUGCUGGUACAGUGGCGGAGCAAGCCAUAAGUUCGAUCAGAACAGUUUUUUCAUUUGUAGCAGAAGACAAACUAAGCGCGAAAUAUGCUGAAUUAUUGGAAAACUCUGUUCCAUUUGGGAAAAAGAUUGGAUUUGCCAAGGGUAUAGGAAUGGGAGUUAUAUACUUGGUUACUUAUGCAACAUGGGCACUGGCUUUCUGGUACGGCUCAAUCUUGGUUGCUAAGCAUGAGAUCACCGGAGGUGCAGCCAUAGCUUGCUUUUUUGGUGUCAAUGUAGGAGGAAGGGGGUUGGCAUUAUCAUUGUCAUAUUUUGCUCAAUUUGCUCAAGGAACUGUUGCAGCCAGUCGCGUAUUUGAAGUAAUAGAUAGAGUUCCAGAAAUUGAUCCAUACAGUCCUGAGGGUAGGAGGCUCUCAAGUACACGAGGAAAAAUUGAGUUUAGAGGUGUUAGUUUUGUGUAUCCAUCGCGUCCAAAUAUUCUUAUUCUUCGCAAUCUCAACCUGGUGAUUCCUCCUUCAAGAACUUUAGCACUAGUUGGUGCUAGCGGAGGUGGAAAGUCCACCGUUUUUGCUCUUAUUGAGAGGUUUUAUGAUCCAACUCAGGGUUUGAUCACCUUGGAUGGUCAUGAUAUGAAGACAUUGCAGGUCCAUUGGCUAAGAAGUCAGAUUGGGAUGGUGGGUCAGGAACCAGUUCUAUUCGCGACAACUAUACUAGAGAAUGUGAUGAUGGGAAGAGAAAAUGCCACUAAGAAAGAGGCUACUAAAGCUUGUGUAGCUGCCAACGCCCACAACUUCAUUUCCGCACUUCCAGAUGGCUAUGAUACGCAGGUUGGAGAUCGCGGAACUCAAAUGUCUGGAGGACAAAAACAGAGGAUUGCACUGGCUAGAGCAAUGAUUAAAGAUCCUAGGAUCCUUCUUCUUGAUGAGGCCACCAGUGCUCUUGAUGCUGAGUCCGAGUCUCUGGUGCAACAGGCAAUUGACAAGAUUUCAGUUGGCAGAACAACCAUCGUUAUUGCUCAUAGGCUAGCAACAGUAAGAAAUGCCCAAACAAUUGUUGUUAUGGAUCAGGGUUCUAUUGUUGAGAUCGGGGAUCAUCAUCAGCUCAUGGAAAAAGAAGGAGCUUACUUUAAUCUCACUAAACUUGCUUCUGAUGCAUUAUCCAACUCUGCAUCGAAAAGCACUGAUGCUCACGCUGGUACAGAUUUCUCUAUGCAUGAGAAGUCAGUACAAGAUUCAUCAAGAUCGAAGCAAGUCCAUGAAAUUUCGAGGUCACAAUAUAUGAAGUCUACACAAGAUGCAAGCAGAGUAGAGGCAGACGAGCAAAAAGAAGGGAAGUCAAAUGAUUACAGACUCUCCGAGAUAUGGAGCCUGCAGAGACCAGAGUUUAGCCUCUUGAUGGUGGGACUAAUAUUUGGUAUGUUUGCUGGUGCAAUUCUCUCCGUCUUCCCAUUUAUUCUAGGCCAAGCACUACAAGUAUAUUUUGAUGAUGAUGAAGAGAAGUUAAAAAGGGAUGUUAAGUACCUCUGUUUGACACUGGUUGGGCUUGGAAUCGCGUGCAUUAUCUCCAUGACUGGCCAACAGGGUUUCUGCGGUUGGGCUGGUACUAAACUAACACAGAGAGUUAGGAAUUUACUGUUCCAAUCAAUACUAAAACAAGAACCAGGUUGGUUUGAUUUUGACGAGAACUCCACUGGGGUACUAGUUUCAAGGCUGUCAAUUGACUGCAUAAGUUUUCGCUCAGUUCUUGGUGAUCGGUUUUCAGUCUUUCUUAUGGCUGUGAGUUCAGCAGCCGUUGGUCUUAGUGUUUCAUUCGCUAUUGAAUGGAGACUGGCUAUUAUGGCAGCUCUGGUCACUCCAUUUACACUUGGAGCUAGUUACUUUAGCUUGAUCAUUAAUGUCGGUCCCAAAAUGGACAACGGUUCUUAUGCCAGAGCCAGCAACAUAGCUUCAGGUGCAGUGUCUAAUAUAAGGACAGUGGCAACAUUUUCAACACAACAACAGAUAGUUGAAUCCUUUGAUAGGGCUUUGUCUGAACCGCAGAAAAAAUCAGUUAAAAGGUCACAAAUACUUGGAGUAGCCUUGGGGUUUUCUCAAGGUGCGAUGUAUGCAGCUUACACUCUGACCCUCUGGUUUGGUGCUUAUUUAGUCGACAAAAAUCAUGCUAAUUUUGGAGAAGUGUAUAAAAUUUUCUUAAUACUUGUUCUUAGCUCAUUUUCCGUGGGGCAACUGGCUGGACUUGCUCCAGACACUUCCAUGGCCUCGACUGCAAUUCCUGGGGUAACCAGUGUCAUCAACCGCAUGCCAUUGAUACGUAAUGACCGCAGAAAGGUUAAGAGGAUUGAAACCUCAAAGCCAUUUGAUGUUGAAUUCAAGAUGGUUACAUUUGCAUAUCCAUCAAGACCUGAAGUAAUUGUAUUGAGAAACUUCAACCUUAAGGUCAAAGGUGGAAGCAUGGUGGCCUUGGUUGGAAGCAGUGGAUCAGGAAAAUCAACCGUAAUAUGGAUGGUACAGAGGUUUUAUGAUCCACUUCAAGGUAAAGUAUUAAUGGGAGGGUCAGAUAUCAGAGAACUUAAUUUAAAGUGGUUGAGAAAGCAAACAGCUUUGGUGGGUCAAGAGCCUGCAUUGUUUGCUGGAACCAUCCGUGAUAAUAUUGCAUUCGGAAACCCUAAUGCUUCAUGGGCUGAGAUCGAAGAAGCUGCAAAGGAAGCUUAUAUCCACAAGUUCAUAUGUGGCCUCCCUCAAAGUUAUGAAACUGAGGUUGGCGAGAGUGGUGUACAGCUUUCGGGUGGUCAAAAACAAAGGCUUGCAAUAGCAAGGGCAAUUUUAAAGAAAUCAAAGGUGUUGCUACUCGAUGAGGCUAGCAGCGCCCUGGACUUGGAAUCAGAGAAGCACGUCCAAGAAGCACUAAAGAAGGUAUCCGAGAGAGCUACUACCAUUGUGGUUGCUCACCGCCUCACUACCAUCAGGAAGGCUGAUGCCAUUGCUGUUGUUAGGGAAGGUUCGGUGACAGAAUUUGGAAGUCAUGACAAACUCAUGGCUUCUCAUCUGAAUGGUAUAUACGCUAGCCUUGUUCGUGCAGAAACAGAAGCUAAUGUAUUUGCGUGACAUAUAUGUAAUCUUAACUUAGAAAUUCUGCAGUUAACAUCUGCUUUCUGAAUACAGUCUUGUAAGAAAUUUCUUGAUGAGGGGUCCGGUUUUGUUUCAA